AUGUCUGAGCGACCGCUUCUCCAAAGCGCCCCGGGCAAACGUAUCGCCCUCCCAACCCGGGUAGAGCCCAAAGUCUUCUUUGCCAACGAGCGAACCUUCCUUUCAUGGCUCAACUUCACAGUUAUCCUCGGCGGCCUUGCCGUCGGUCUUCUUAACUUUGGUGAUUCAGUUGGUCGCAUUUCGGCAGGAUUGUUCACGCUGGUGGCCAUGGGCGCCAUGCUAUACGCUUUGUUCACGUUCCAUUGGCGGGCAAAGAGCAUUAGAGUGAGAGGCCAGGGCGGGUUCGACGACCGGAUUGGACCCACCGUAUUGACCCUUGCUCUCCUGGCUGCCGUGGUGGUCAAUUUUGUGCUCAGGAUGGUCGAGUCAUAG
Molecule: messenger RNA, 372 nt
Organism: Capronia epimyces CBS 606.96
Lineage: Eukaryota; Fungi; Ascomycota; Eurotiomycetes; Chaetothyriales; Herpotrichiellaceae
Product: vacuolar transporter chaperone 1
Exons: 2
Coding region: 1-372 (123 amino acids)
Cellular component (GO): fungal-type vacuole membrane; vacuolar transporter chaperone complex
Source: RefSeq, a predicted model, not a curated record